AUGUUGAAUAAAAGUUCUGAUCAGAGAUCUAUUUAUUAUUCUGGAUCUCGAGCUUGUGGUCGAGGUCGUGGCAGAUCUCGGGUUCAGUGUCAACUUCGUGGAAAGGUUGGACACCUGGUUGAUCGAUGUUGGCAUAGAUAUGAUCAAGACUUCUCGUGUGUUACUUUUGUCAAUCGUGGGCAAUACCAGUCGGAGUAUAAGACUACCUCUUCUCUAGGUAAUUUUACAGUUUCAUCCACUGAUGGUGGUUGUGAGUGCUGUGCUAAGCGAAGGACUGGUUCAGUUUUGAAUGACCAACCACAGGCUCAUGCUGCUUUUAUGCAAUAUGAGCGUUGGGUGGUUGACACAGGGGCUACACAUCAUGUUACUGCAGAUGCUAAUAAGGUUUUGAAUUCAUCUGAGUACCUUGGACCAGGUAAACUCUUAAUUGGAAAUGGAAUGCCUCUUGAUGUUGCUUUGGUUGGUCAUUCUCAUAAUGGUGUGGUAGAGCGAAAGCAUCGUCAUAUUGUUGAACUAGCACUAGUUUUGUUAGAUCAGGCAUCUUUACCAAUCAAAUAUUGGUAUAUGCAAUUAUCUCUGCAAAAAAGAAAUGAUGGUGCUCUGUUCUUUCUGCACUACCUUAAUGUUUUUAAUCAUUCAGGGAAAGAGUGUCGUCCUCGACAACAGCUGCUUGUUUAUGCCAAGAGGGUAUCAGGUUUAGAGGAAGCCUUGAGAAUAAGGAGAGAGCGUGAACUUCAGGGUACGCCAAAGUUUAGAAGGCCGCCACCUUUAAGACGAGGGAAGGUGUCACCACGUCUUCCUGUUCCUGAUCACAUACCAAAGCCUCCUUAUUUAGAUUCAAAUAUAUUGCAUGAAAUUUCUAGCGAACAUCAGAUUCAUGAUGCUGAAGGCAUUGCUCGAAUGAGAGCUGCCCGUGAGCUUGCUGCUUGUGUCUUAAACUAUGCAGGGACAUUAGUUAGGGGUUAUCACGGAGACACAUCAAGGACAUUUCUCUGUGGAGACGUCAGUGGCCCAGUUAAACGCCUUGUACAAGUAACCGAGGAGUGCUUGGAGAAAGGCAUAGCUGUUUGCAAAGAUGGUGCUAGUUUCAAAAAAAUUGGAAAAAGAAUAAGUGAGCAUGCCGAAAAAUAUGGCUAUGGAGUGGUGGAGCGUUUUGUUGGGCACAGUGUCGGGACUUUUUUCAUUCUGAGCCAAUUAUACAUCAUCAUAAGUAUUAAUAGGAUGAAGGUAACCUAGUCCCCCCCCCCCUUC
Messenger RNA from Hibiscus syriacus, 1251 nucleotides. RefSeq lists its product as uncharacterized. The transcript is spliced from 7 exons. The record is from RefSeq and is a predicted model, not a curated record. The coding region runs from base 1 to 1236 and encodes 411 amino acids. Lineage: Eukaryota; Viridiplantae; Streptophyta; Magnoliopsida; Malvales; Malvaceae.